Messenger RNA from Paramecium pentaurelia, 1046 nucleotides. The record is from the annotation of a GenBank genome assembly. NCBI's taxonomy places the organism in Eukaryota, Ciliophora, Oligohymenophorea, Peniculida, Parameciidae.
AUGAUUAAUAUAUUUAAAUCUGACUUUGAAAGACAUCUAUAUUCAAGUUCAAUACUAAAUAAUACAGUUUAGUUAAAUGUGACAGAUCUGAAAUUCCUAAUGAAAGGAUUCCAAGAAUAACAAACUCCAAUUUCAAUAAGAACGAUAUUUAAGAAGUUUAUUAAUGCACUUCCAUAAAAGGCUUCAUAUAGAGUAAAAUUAAAGAUUUUAGCAGCAUGUCAUGUAUUAUUAGAUGAUAUGAUGCAUGGUGCCAUAUUUGCAGAGUAUGUCAAUGAUUGGGAUGGGUUUAUAGAUAAUAAUAAUUAAAAUGAAGAUAAAUUUGUAGAUUUCUAUUUUCAAGUAUUGCAAAGAUUUGCUAAUAGCAUUUCUUUGAUUAAGAUGGUGAAAAGUUAAAAAUCAUACACAAUCAAAUGUAUUAAAUUCUCAUCUAAACUAGAAUUUGAAGAAUUUUAAAAUAUGUAUUAUAAAGCGAUAAACUUAUUAAAUUUUGUAUUUUGCCAAACUCCACUAUUUAAAGAUAUUUUAGCAUCUAACAAAGAAGAGAUUAUUUAUGAAUUAUUAUUACUUUUAUGGAAUGAUGUCAUUGCAUUAUAUCUCUUUCUAGAAAAGUAAUUAAAAAUUUUAUUUUAGAUUAAUUAAAGAGUUUGAGUUGGAAUAUUCAUCCCUCUCAACUUCAGUUUUCUUUUAAAUUUACUAAUUACUUCCAGACAUAUAAAAGAUUUAGAAUUCUAUUAAAGAAUUUUAUUAAUUACAUUAUUACCAUAAAGUUGAAAAACAUAUUAAGGAACCAUAUUGGAAAGAAAUAAAUGAAAAAAAAUUGGAAGAAAUUCAUAAAUAUAAUUAAAUUGUUAAAAUUUCUACAACUAGACACAAAUUAUAAUAGUAAGUAAGAAGAAAGCAUUAAACAUUUACACCAUAAAAUAACUGUUAAUAAUAAUAUUUUUCAAAUACAACAUUAGGUUAUCUAAAGAGGCUCUCAACUUCUGAAGAUCCAUUUGAAAUAAGUGUGCAAGAUAACUUUGGAUAUCAAUUCACUUAAUAGUGAC